AUGGCAGACGUGCUGGCUAUUCCAGGGGUGCCGAAGCAAUGGAUGGCCCAUCCGAAGGAGUACGCUGAUGCGUCGCGCGAUCUUAUAUCCGCUUACUCGUCGGACUUCCUGGGGAUCUCAGACGAUUUUGAUAAACAGCUUUCCUCUUCCCCCACCGACUUGUUUUCAUUCUUCCACCCCUACACAUCUGAUUCUUGUUUGGACUUCCAUUUGCUGCAUCACCCUUCCCCAAAAACUCAAACACAACAACGUCCUCGAACGCUUGCUAGAGCCAUGAUGAACCAACAUCGUUUUCAGGGACAUCCCACGACCCUUAUAGAGGACCAGGGCCACUACAUGCCCCUCCGAGUGGAAGAUCCUCAUGCAGCUGCGUAUUCGCAGGACAUGUCUCCAUUCACGGUCCCGCUGGACCUCAACAGCACCCUUUCAAGAAACGGAAGCACUUACUGUGAAUCCGAUCUUGAGUCACUUGAGCACUUUGAUGAGCCUUUCACCACUCGCACUGCGGAUAGGCACGCCGGGCUUGUUCAUCCGACACCACGGAGCAACAUGUUCGCGGCUAAUAAUUCCUUCCUUCUAGGCCCUGAGGAAAGUUCAUCUCUUUCAUCCUUUAGGGUCUCAGAUGUCCCACAGGACGAGCAGGCCUUCUCCAAUACUCAGUUCAAUGUCCCACACCCAAACAUCGCCAACUACCCUAUGAACACACACAUCAGUCCUCACCCACACAACACAUAUCUCACGCCAUCCAUCACCACUGCACGUACAAAGCUUGGGGCCUUCAGUGAAGAUACUCAAUGGGGUGUCUGCCAACCAGCCAACAUGACGGAUAUCUGGUAUCCUACUCGUGACCCCACCGGCUCAUCAGCGGAGAGCGGCUGGAACAACCCCAACGGCUACAGUGCAGCUUGGCCCGUCUCCAAUGCAUAUAAUUUGCCAGACGAUUGUAAUGAGCCUGAGACCCAAGUCUACAGACCGACCCAUGGACUACCCAUGCCCCCCUUUGGGCCUACGCCUCUGGGUUCAGGCCCAACCGGGCCCACGAGCCACAUUUCCCAUUUGCCAGCUUCGGGGACCUACAUAGCCUCCAUUGAGGUACCUCAAUAUCAACCCACAAUGCAUCCUAUGAACGUUCCAAGCGUGCAUGACACAGACUUUGGAUCCCCGGACCAGAAACUCGCAAGCAGCCUCAGUCCUUCCUUCUCCGCCUCAACCAACGAAGAGGGACGAUCCCCUCAGCAGAGCGGAGAAGGCGGUGUUGAAUCUGGCGGGCACUACAGCAACGAGCGGAACACAUUCCUCAUCGACUGCAAGCGCCGUGGGCUAUCAUACAAGGACAUCAAGCGAGUGGGUGGGUUCAAGGAGGCGGAGUCUACACUGCGAGGCCGAUAUCGCACUCUCACCAAGUCUAAAGAUCAGCGAGUGCGAAAGCCUAAAUGGCAGGAGAAGGAUAUCCGACUUCUCUGCCAGGCCGUCAUGAUUCACGCCGAAAGCCCCGACACUUACGGCUCACUGACGAAUGCUAGCAUGAAUAUGAGUGAGCCACCCAAGGUAUCAUGGAAGAAGGUUGCUGAACAUAUCUGGGUGAAUGGGGGAUCUUAUCAUUUUGGCAAUGCCACUUGCAAGAAGAAAUGGUGUGAGAUCCACCACAUCACGCUUUGA
Molecule: messenger RNA, 1659 nt
Organism: Penicillium egyptiacum
Lineage: Eukaryota; Fungi; Ascomycota; Eurotiomycetes; Eurotiales; Aspergillaceae
Source: the annotation of a GenBank genome assembly